AUAGAUAGACUGGUCCAUUGUCACAUUGUUGCACCUGACCGACGCUGGAGGGUCGUCCUUGAUGCAAAUACCGGCCUAGCACCUCGACGCAAUCGCCCCCUCACUCCGCCAGGCCCCACGAGGGGGCUAUCACCAUGGGAACGCCGGAGCAUGAUGGCAUUAUCAUCCCUAUUCGAGGUUCACAGCGUGCAGAAUGCGUACAUCUGCUGGCCGAAGAUUUGCCUGAUGUGAGUGACUCCGCGGAGUUCGACGCCAUUCUCCAGAUCUUACAGGCCGAGUUCGCCUUACCAGACGUGUGGGCGGAUGUGGCCGAGGCCUACUACUGCAAGGGGCGACCUGACCUCUUCCGACAAGUGCUGCAUUUGCUUCGGGAUGGUUUGAAGGAAGCGGGGGUACAAGAGGAAAUGGAGGGGAAUACGGAGGCUCAGAAAAGGGAGUUUCGAAGAGGGCUUGUACGCGUCUACAAUAUGCUAGGUGCACUGGCGACACAGGAGGCGAUCAAAUUCAAGCGUGCGGAGGACGAAGAGCGGCGGAUGGAAAUGUGGGACGUAGCCAAGCACAAUCUUGACGUUGCGGACACGGUGGUGCAAUACGCCGAGCCUACGCUUCUGAAUAAAGGUUGGAUGGCCAUGAAUUUGAGCGCGGGGAGCACCUGGAAGCACGCCAAGUACCUGUUCAACAACGCCAUCACCGAGGCGAACAAUCGAGGCGGACAGAAUCUGAUGGCCAUGCUCGGUCUCGCCAUCCAUGCUUUUCACGUGAACACGCCUGCCGAACUCAGGCGGGCGCGGAAGCUCUUGGGCGAGGUGAUCCGCCGCCAUCCCCAGUGCCCCGCGGAAGUGCGCGUGGGCUUCGGCCUCUGCUGCUACCGGCUGGGAGAGGUUGACCGAGCCAAGGCUGCCUUCAAGCGUGCGCUUGUCUUGAGUCGGGGCAAUCGCUUCGCCAUGCUGGCCUUGGCCCGGGCGGAGCUCGCCGACGCGGAGCCGGACGAGUACUUGGACACUCUGGAUCGCGUUGUGAGGAUGCAGACGGCCGCCUACGUGCAGGACGAGAAGGAUCCCCUGGCCCUUGUCAGCCUGGCCACCUACUACCUUCACAAGUGGUUCCCGGUGGGGGCGCAAGCCGUGCGGGUGGUGGAGGGGAGCGAGAAGGUGGAGUUGGAGGCCGCCAGGGGGGCGGGGGAUCGACCCCAUCGCUUGGAGCGGGGCGACCUGAUACGCAUCGGGCCUGUCUUUACCUGCCGGGUGUUGGACGUGGUGGACGUAGGGGGGAAAGGGGCAGAGGGCAGGA
Messenger RNA from Nannochloropsis gaditana CCMP526, 1290 nucleotides. Its product is annotated as tpr repeat nuclear phosphoprotein. Gene Ontology annotation, molecular function: RNA polymerase II complex binding. The annotation marks the transcript as partial. The transcript has a single exon. Gene Ontology annotation, biological process: regulation of DNA-templated transcription. The record is from RefSeq and is a predicted model, not a curated record. Gene Ontology annotation, cellular component: Cdc73/Paf1 complex.